Molecule: messenger RNA, 1296 nt
Organism: Danio aesculapii
Lineage: Eukaryota; Metazoa; Chordata; Actinopteri; Cypriniformes; Danionidae
Gene: cenatac
Product: centrosomal AT-AC splicing factor
Exons: 11
Coding region: 65-1132 (355 amino acids)
Source: RefSeq, a predicted model, not a curated record
GUUUGGAAAACAACGCGAAUGUUAGCGCGUGCUUUCGCUUGAGAAACCAACACUUAGCUGACAAAUGGGGGCAUUUUAUUGCUCUAUCUGCGGGAAAACUGACUUUUCUGGAAAAGGACACAUUCAUGGGAAAAGCCACCAGAGCAAACUUAAAAUAAUUCUUGUCAAGUUCACGGAGAAGGUCAAAGAAGCACGCCGGACCAUUAAAAGUCCUCAGGUGGAGAAGUACGGUCCACAUCAUGACGUAAAGUUCUGGUGUUACUGCUGUGCGCUGGAGGUUCAGAAACACGUGACUGACAGUAACAUCACUGUGCUUUAUGGAGGACUGCUGGAGCACAUGAGCACCCCAGAGCACCGCAAAAACACACACAAGUUCUGGUGGGACAAUAAAGCAGACCCCAAACUACGAGACAAGUUUAUCAUCACACAAGAGGAUACUGAGAGGUUCAAGUCUGAGGUUUCCAAGGCUCUUGAACAGUUUGAGGAAAAGGAGGAUGUUUUUAUUAAAGAGCUGGCUGCAGGGAUUCGCUCUCAGGAGCUGCAUAGGCUGGAGCUCCUCCAGUCACUAUCAGAGCCUGAUGCAGAACUGGAGCAACCUGCUGAACUGGAGCACUACAGCAAUGCACACACAGCCAGAAGUUCUCACAGAGGCUCUUAUGAAGCGGAGGCACAGGCAGGACCGAGCCAUGAGGAUCUGCACAGCCAGUGGAGGAAACCGGGACUCAGCUUAACUUUUAUUGGCUACCAGGACUCAUCCAGCAGUGGAAAUGUUCAUACAGGAGCUGUACCGCCGUGGCUGCUGGACGAGCCUCCUGAUGAAGCUUCAGACGGACAGCAGGAGAUGAAGCCCUCAGUGCAGGAGUUUCUCAAACACAAGGAGCAGGAGAAACUAAAGAAGCUUCCGCCCAACCGCGUGGGUGCAAACUUCGACCACAGCUCUCAUACUGAUGCCAACUGGCUGCCAUCUUUUGGACGAGUGUGGAACAGCGGCAGGCGCUGGCAGUCCCGGCAUCAGUUUAGAGAAGAAGAGGCAAACACUAAAGGAAAGAGGAAGAGGGGUGAUGAUGGGAAAUCCACAAAGAAGCCAAAAGACCUCAGUAAUGGAGAGAUAAGAAGUCCAUAUCCCCAAUAGGAAGGACUAAAACGGCAUGCACUACUUUUCUCAUGUUGAGAAUUAUUUCAACUUGCCUCAAUUAGAAACCAGCACUAGUUAAGGUAGGUUAGUGUUCAUGUGAGACGAAAACAUGAAGCGCACUGUUUGUGUUUCCAGUUUAUUGAAUACAUUUUUUUGCUACA